Molecule: messenger RNA, 6162 nt
Organism: Sphaerodactylus townsendi
Lineage: Eukaryota; Metazoa; Chordata; Lepidosauria; Squamata; Sphaerodactylidae
Gene: OGDH
Product: oxoglutarate dehydrogenase
Exons: 24
Coding region: 116-3223 (1035 amino acids)
Biological process (GO): tricarboxylic acid cycle
Cellular component (GO): oxoglutarate dehydrogenase complex; mitochondrion
Molecular function (GO): thiamine pyrophosphate binding; oxoglutarate dehydrogenase (succinyl-transferring) activity
Source: RefSeq, a predicted model, not a curated record
GCGGCGCGCGAAGAGGGCGUGGCCAGCGGUCGGCGCUGUCAAGCCCAGGUCGGUGUCGGGAGAGGGCGGACGGGCCGGGCGGUGGCAGGAUCCUGUCUGUUGCUGCAGAACAAAAAUGUUUCACUUAAGGACUUGUGCCACUAAAUUGAGGCCUCUAACAGCCUCACAGACUGUUAAGACUGUUUCUCUAAAUAAGCCAGCAGCACCAAGGACGUUUCAACAAAUCAGGUGCUAUAGCGCGCCUGUUGCUGCUGAGCCGUUUUUGAGUGGAACUAGUUCGAACUAUGUGGAGGAAAUGUACUAUGCUUGGUUGGAAAACCCCAAAAGUGUACAUAAGUCAUGGGACAUAUUCUUUCGCAACGCCAAUGCUGGAGCUGCUCCUGGUACUGCUUACCAAAGCCCCCCUCCAUUAAGUACCAGUCUGUCGACUCUGACGCACGCACAGUCCUUGCUUCAAGCACAGCCAAAUGUAGAUAAACUGGUGGAAGAUCAUCUUGCAGUCCAGUCCCUUAUUAGGGCGUAUCAGAUUCGAGGGCAUCAUGUAGCACAGCUGGACCCCCUGGGCAUCUUGGAUGCUGAUUUGGACUCUUCCGUUCCAGCCGAUAUUAUCACUUCCGCAGACAAACUGGAUCUUGCAAUAUUCAAGGAGCGGCUGAGAGUGCUAACCGUAGGAGGGUUUUAUGGACUGGCUGAAUCGGACCUCGACAAGGUCUUUCACUUGCCUACGACCACUUUCAUUGGAGGAAACGAGUCUGCUCUUCCCCUGCGUGAAAUCAUCCACCGUUUAGAGAUGGCUUACUGCCAGCAUAUUGGUGUGGAAUUCAUGUUUAUCAACGACCUGGAGCAAUGCCAAUGGAUAAGACAGAAAUUUGAGACUCCGGGCGUCAUGCAGUUCACUAAUGAGGAGAAGCGCACCCUGCUGGCUAGACUGGUCCGGUCAACCAGAUUCGAAGAGUUCCUUCAUAGGAAAUGGUCUUCUGAAAAGCGAUUUGGCUUGGAAGGCUGUGAGGUGCUGAUACCUGCCUUGAAGACAAUAAUUGACAAGUCAAGCGAGAAAGGAGUGGAUUAUGUUAUCAUGGGGAUGCCGCACAGGGGGCGUCUGAACGUUCUUGCCAACGUGAUCAGGAAGGAGUUAGAGCAGAUUUUCUGCCAGUUUGACUCCAAGCUGGAGGCUGCAGAUGAGGGAUCGGGAGAUGUGAAGUACCAUUUGGGAAUGUACCAUCGAAGGAUAAAUCGUGUAACUGACAAGACCAUCACUCUUUCAUUGGUUGCAAACCCAUCUCACUUGGAGGCUGCUGAUCCUGUGGUUCAGGGCAAGACGAAGGCCGAACAGUUUUAUUGUGGAGACACUGAAGGGAAGAAAGUGAUGUCCAUUCUUUUGCACGGUGAUGCCGCUUUUGCUGGGCAAGGGAUAGUUUAUGAGACAUUUCACUUGAGUGACCUGCCUUCCUAUACGACCCAUGGGACUGUUCAUGUUGUGGUGAACAACCAGAUCGGAUUCACCACUGACCCCCGCAUGGCUCGUUCGUCUCCGUACCCAACAGAUGUGGCCCGUGUGGUGAAUGCCCCCAUUUUCCACGUGAAUGCUGAUGACCCAGAGGCAGUGGUUUAUGUAUGUAAUGUGGCAGCUGAGUGGCGAAGUACUUUCCACAAAGAUGUCGUGGUGGACCUGGUGUGCUACAGGCGAAAUGGACACAAUGAAAUGGAUGAGCCAAUGUUCACUCAGCCAUUAAUGUACAAGCAGAUCCGAAAGCAGAAGCCCGUGCUACAGAAAUAUGCUGAGACGCUGAUCUCUCAAGGGGUGGUAAAUCAGCCUGAGUACGAGGAAGAAAUUUCCAAGUACGAUAAGAUCUGUGAAGAGGCCCAUGCCCGAUCCAAGGACGAAAAAAUCCUUCACAUCAAGCACUGGCUCGAUUCUCCCUGGCCUGGUUUCUUCACUCUGGAUGGGCAGCCCAGGAGCAUGACCUGCCCUUCCACUGGUCUGAAUGAAGAAGAAUUGGUCCAUAUAGGAAAGGUGGCCAGCUCAGUGCCUGUCGAGAACUUUACCAUUCAUGGCGGUUUAAGCCGAAUUCUGAAAACUCGUGGAGAGAUGGUCACUAACAGGACUGUAGACUGGGCCCUGGCUGAGUACAUGUCAUUCGGCUCUCUCCUAAAAGAGGGAAUCCACAUCCGACUGAGCGGGCAGGAUGUUGAGAGAGGAACAUUCAGUCAUCGGCACCACGUCUUACAUGAUCAGAAUGUAGAUAAACGGACUUGCAUCCCCAUGAACCAUCUGUGGCCAAACCAGGCUCCCUACACUGUCUGCAAUAGCUCUCUCUCGGAGUACGGAGUUCUUGGGUUUGAGCUGGGUUUUGCUAUGGCCAGCCCUAACGCAUUAGUGCUGUGGGAAGCCCAAUUUGGCGACUUCCACAAUACGGCUCAAUGCAUUAUUGACCAGUUCAUCUGCUCCGGACAGGCCAAGUGGGUGAGACAAAACGGCAUUGUGCUGCUGCUUCCUCAUGGCAUGGAAGGCAUGGGCCCAGAGCAUUCUUCUGCCCGGCCAGAGCGAUUCCUGCAGAUGUGCAAUGAUGAUCCAGAUGUCUUCCCGAAACUAGACGACUUUGACGUGCGCCAGCUGUAUGACUGUAACUGGAUUGUUGUGAACUGCUCCUCUCCAGCAAACUUUUUCCAUGUUGUGCGGAGGCAAAUACUUCUCCCCUUCCGGAAGCCGCUGAUUGUGUUCACUCCAAAGUCGCUGUUGCGUCACCCUGAAGCUCGGUCCAGCUUUGACGAGAUGCUGCCAGGCACGCAUUUCCAACGCAUCAUCCCGGACAGCGGCCCUGCCGCCCAGAAUCCAGAGGGAGUCAAGAGAGUGCUCUUCUGCACUGGCAAAGUCUAUUAUGAACUUACUCGAGAGCGCAAGGCCCGGCAGAUGGAAGCAGAUGUGGCUAUCACAAGGGUGGAGCAGCUAUCUCCAUUCCCUUUUGACCUCCUACUAAAAGAAUUCCACAAAUACCCAAAUGCUGACCUGGUUUGGUGUCAGGAGGAGCACAAAAACCAAGGAUAUUAUGACUAUGUGAAGCCUAGACUCCGCACAACCAUCGACCGCGCAAAGCCAGUGUGGUACGCUGGACGUGAGCCUGCCGCCGCACCAGCCACAGGCAACAAAAAGAAUCACCUGACGGAACUGCAGCGCCUCUUGGACACGGCCUUCAACCUCGACUCCUUCAAGGGCUUGUCUUAGAUACACUUGGAACUGGUUCUGCAGCACACUGUGUGUGUGUGUGUGUCCCUGUCUGUCUGUCAGCUCAGCUCCUUUUUGCGUCCUUUGCUAUAGACCUUGUAAUCCUAACUUAAGACCCCUUUUAUUAACUUCUUGUUUUGCUACUGAGCAACUCCCUCUUAAAUCACCCUUCUCUAGGAUGCUGGCUUUUUCUUCCGUGUCCUGCAAGCUCAGACCUUAGGGACAAUCUGGCUAUCACUCCAGCACAGUGUUAACAGCCUUUCCCCCACCCCACCCCCACCCCCCAGUCAUCCAACCCAGCCUGCAUUAACCGGCUCCACUCCUUCAGAAUCAAGAGCCCCGGUAGGAAUGGUACUUGCCUUCCAAAUGACUUUUUGUCCGAGACUGAUGGUUCCAGGUGUGGCGUGCACCACUUCCAGCUCAAAAAUGAUACUGGAAGCAGACAAUUACUUUUGAAUCCCAAUCACGCACACAUGCCCAGCUUGAAAGGCUAGAGGUGUUAUCUUCACAUUUGUUUUGCCUGAUCAUGUACUUCUAGAGCAGCACAAGCCUUGAUUGGGGUGGAAGGGGGGGCACACAUUAUUCCUUUUUUUAAAAAUACCACUGAAUAUACUGGGAUAGCACCCUCACUCACCUUCCUUGUCUUCUGUGGCUUGCAUUGCCCUUAGAGAAAUGUACCAGGCCGCUGCAGAUCAAACCUUCAAAGGAUUCCUCAGAUAAAAACUAUGGACUGACCCAGCCAGGCACUGAUCUGGUUUCUUGUUUUACAAAACCUGCAUCCCUUUGUAGAUGCUGUAGGCACCAUAGCUUGCCUUGGAGUCUCCUGAUAGUCAUCACAGCCAUAAAAGGGCCUUUGAAUUUGCUUAGCUGCCAUUCUCCAGUGCUGUGUCAAGGUAACGCUGUCAUUGGUAACUGAAAAUUCACUGGGUUUCCACCAAUCAAUAUACGUGAGGAAAUUUAGGCACUUAGAUCUGUCCCUGUCUUUGAUUGCAAUUCUGCAUCAGGAGCACCAAAUUAAUUUAAUUCCUUUCGUUGCGUCACUUGAGAAGAAUGAGGCUUUGCCCAAUAUUAUCAUACAGCUUUCAGUCCGGAUGCACAUUUCCCCCCUGCAUGCUUGGCUGAUGGUUCUGCUUAUUUUGUAAGUCCCUUCCAUCAUGAUUAUUUCAUUGGAUCUGCUGUGAUUUGGAGGAGCACAUGUUCAUACGGAAUGAGGUUUUUCAAAUAGCUGUCCACGGGAAACUUCCAAAGGCAUCUGAAGCAGAUAAUCCUAUAUCGGAAGCUUCAUACAGGCUGCUGCAUGAGGCUGCCCCUCUCCCCACUGCACUGACCUGGAGUGUGUCCACCUUCCCUCCUUCUUCCCCAAGUGUUUCUUUAACACUUCCCCACAGGCUGUUCACUAUUUCAAGAUGCACGGAGAAUGAGGGAGGAAAGCACACACAGCGUUCUAUCUCCUCGGUGACUGUAAGAUAGAGGCUUGCCCCAAAUCCACCUUCAGAGCCAUUAGCUGUGCACAGCAUAUUAAUGGCUAGCCCACUAGCACCGUUCCCACCCUCCCCCAGCACCCCUGACUUGUCCAGAGCUUUCGGCCCAGACAAAACCUGUGUUGCUGGGUAGAAGGGCAGCUUGCUCUACCUCUGUGGGCUCAGACAGCAAGCAGAAGUCGGGCUGUGCACCGCUUUCAUCCCAGAAAUAACUUGCACCUCCUUCUCAGUGGCUUCCUCCUGGAUUUACGCAGCUUCGCACACAGGGCUCCCCGUAGCCUGGCUCUGAUCAGGGAAAGAGAUCGUGCGCCACUGCGGCUUUAAGAAGGGUGUUCCAAACCUUGUCCUUUCUGUGGACCCUUCACAUGGUUGGCAGGUGCUUGACUUUUCCAGAGUUGCCAGGGAGCAGGUGCCUUAGUUCUGUGCCAGGAAAGUUCUUGGUCAUUUUUCUGAGCAAGGAUCCAAGUAGGUUGUCUCCCCACAGGAUGGUUAAAGGUUUCGACCCUAUGUAAGGGCUAGUGUCUCUACUACAUGGCUCCUGUGCCCACUGGAAUAUUACUUUAGCAGUGCUGAUGUCCCACAUAUUUCACCCCAAAUCCAUAGGCUUAAAAGACAGGACAGUCCCAAACACCCCACUGUGUGGCUUUUAUGUCAGAGACGGAUGCAGAACCUGGAUUAUUUUUCUUGUCGCUGGUAGCGGCUUCCAAUCACAGGAGUUACCUGGUGAUCUUUGAGUAAUAAGUUGACAGUGCAGCUGGGCUCUUUGCCCUGCACUGAGCGAUUGUCACAAGACGGUAGGCAGAAACACCUGCACCAGUGACUUGAGAUUGGUUCCCGCACCGGCUGCAGCCUGCCUUCCCCAGACAGAGCAUCGUUCAUGCAAAGAUGCCCUUCUACACAAGUUUGCACCCAUUCUGUGUCUAUUUCCUGAGUUUCUAAAUGAGGCCCGUACGUGCUCAUCUCCCAUAUCAGAGCCUCCGGUCUCUUCCAAAAACAAAUCUGAGCAAUCUAUGAUCAUCUGCCCAGCUUCUGGGCAUUAAUAGGGGAAGAGCUGGUUCCUUCUGUCCCCUCGCUUUCUUUUGUGUGUGCUGCCAGCCAUAUGAAAAAUGUGUGCCAUCUUGUGAAUAAAUUUUUUUCUAUAAUAUAUGAAUCUGUGCUGUUUCAGUAGAGGGAACAGCAUGCUCCAAAAGCGAUGCCCAAUGGAAAGAGAGGCUGUUGCAAACUGGGGCUCUGCUGGUGAUUUUUCUUUUCCCUUUUUAGCUCUGCAGAAGAAGGAUCCCCAUGUCUAACCUUUGCUAAAGCCAGGGGGGGCAGCAGGAAAGGGAAACUGCCUGUUCUGAGCUAGCACACUACCUGGGGGCUCUCCACAAACUCACAUACAGAUUUAUUUAUUUUGGUUUUAAAACACAGUCAAACGGAGAUGUGUCUGGCUUAAACAAUAAAGCCUGAUCUUCUGGC